GAUGAAUGGUGACAUUGUGGCAGUAUAGUAAUGUAACACUUGCCUCCCAAGCCAUACAUUUAAAAGCAUAAUUUGAUUUGAUCGAUUGUGCGUUGAGGUUAUUUUUAUUUGUUGUGGAAUUUAUUGGAUUGUUGUUAUGUUGAAAUAAAGUUGUGAACUAAAACCAUGUCUGAUAUAGAAGAACCGCCAAGUAAAGUGUUGAAGUUGGAGAUUUCAGGAGCCGAGAGUGUCGAUGGCGUUGACGGUGCUGAUGGUGUCGAGGAGCACCUGGACCCAGAGGAAGAAGAGGACAACAUGGAGGAGGGGCAGGAGGAGUGGCUCAGUGAAGGUGUGCUAACAGACGAUGACUACAACCCUGGGCAGGGCGAGCAGGAAGCGAUGGAGGCGCAUCCACCAGAGAUGCUGGAAGAAAGUCGGACGGCAGACGACGCGACGCCCAGCCUGGAGUCCUCCACGGAGCAGGUGGAGCGGCUCGAGGCGCUGGACCCGGCCGACACGCACGACUGGCUCGAACACACAACCAACGCGCAACACGGUAUGAAAGAUGACAGCAGCCAGGGUGAAGUGCAGCAAAAAGUCCAGGUGAACGGCAAGGGGCAGGAGAGUCAGAGCCAGGACUCCAUCAAGAAAGAGGAACAGGACAUGGAAGACACCCUGAACGACCUGGAUCGCAGAUACGAGCUGCCCGAGGAUUUGGACGCUUUCCUUAUCAGAAAGAGCGAUGGUCAAGUGGUCGAUAAAAAUAUAAAAACUCAAGAGGAGCCGGCGACUGCGCCCGCGCCCGCCGGCGACGACGGCAACGACACCGACGACCUGCUCAGGAUGCUCGGCGAAGAAGACAGCAAAGUGAAGAAAAAGAUGUUGGUGAAGAAGAGCGGCGCGGUGCAAAACGAUAUGCUCUCGAGCGACGACGAGUUCACUUACGAGGACACGAAGGUGAAGACACUGAAGGUGGCCAAGAGUGUGCUGAUGAAGAAGCGACCCGCGACCAAGGCGGUGCCCGAGGCCAUGAGCGACGACUCCACCGACGCGUCUUCGGACGAGGCGGCGACCGUGAAGAAGAUGUUCGCCGUCGCGCCGAAGAAGUCCGCCGGCUCGAACAGCGCCGGCCGGACGCUGCCGUCCGCGGCGGCGAAGCCUCCGGAAAAGCCGGCACCGGCUAGCAACACCGGCAAGCCGACAGCGCCGGCGCCGCCCAAACAGUACGUCAACAAGAACCUGCAGUCGAAGCCGUCGCCGCGGCCCUUCGCCCCCUCGCCCUCCGCCCCCGCAGCCAUCACCAACAACUCUUCCGAUCGCAAAUCACAACCAGUCAAAAUGGAUACAGCAACCAAACCAAAGCCGGAGUUGAAAUCGAAGCCCUUGGAGAAGUCGGACAGCGCGCGCGACUCCGACGUCAAGAUGGAGGUGAUCGCGGACGCGCGCCGCUCCGCCCGACACCACGACGAGAUCAUCGAUGAGGAGGAGUUCCUCGAGGAGGAGGAGGACUACGACCUCGACGAGGAGGAGUUCGCCGAGGAGUCGGAGUCGGAGCCGAACCGCAACCAGCGCAUCAUGCGGCCCGAGCGCAUGGACGAGGAGCUGCCCAGCGACGCCGAGAGCCACACCGAGGACGGCAGCCUCUACGACGAGAUCCCGUCGUCGGACUCUGAGGACCUGGAUGACUGGUUCUCGCUGGACGUGAGGGCUGAGAGGGCCGGCGACUACCUGCCGCUACUCGGGUCGAAGGCGCGCACGCUGCUGCUGGAGGAGAAGCGGCGCGUGUCGGCGCGCCUCAGCACGCUGCGCCAGAGCCUGUCCGCGCUCACCGACAGCGGCCGGCGCCAGGCCGAGCAGCUGCGCCGCGCCACCAUGACCCUCGCGGAGCUCGACGACAUGCUCAAGGCCACCUGACUGCACACCAUAGACCUGUCGACCGGCGAGUAAUCUCUCGCCAGUCGACCCCCCUCUGUCUACCAUCAGGGGUAUACACACUUACUUCGCUGUCACCUGACUGAUAUGUUGCAAUGCUCGGGCUGACUCAUGCUACUGCUGCAAGACUUCACUGACGACCUGAAGGACUUCGGUCACUCGCAUGAUUAAUAAUGAUGCUGUAACAGUCCUGUAAUACAGUAUGGAAGGUUAGUCGAGGGAUCUGUUUAAAGGAGGGUAUUCAGUGUUCGACUCUCGUGCGAAAUAUGUAUGAAAUAUAGGAGCUAUUUUGCGGGAAUUUUAGCAUUUACGCUUUCCUAGGCCUGGUCUGAAAUAUGGAGGUAAAACGGAACACAUUUAUAUAAAACGGCCAAUAAUAUAUGUCAAAGAAGUCAUUACCAUACCCAUCCUUCCCCCCUCACUUCCUUCUCACAGCCCCAUCCCCCCCUUAGGGACCCCUGCUGUCAUUAAACCAGAAGAUUCCAGGAUCCCAUUCACAAGUUUCUCUUGGUGUUGAAUGCUCGGGUCCAGGCCUCCGCAGUCAACAAGCUAGAGGCCUCCAGCAUGCCAAUCGCAAGGUUACCUCAGUGACUACUGCGGAAUAGCCUACCAAAAAAAGUAGCUACCAUAAAGGUUCCUUCAGGUUGGGGCUCAUUUACGAAUUUGUUUUUUAGGUAUACUUUUUCAUUUAUCAUUAUUUUUUGGACUGUCUCGGUGGCGUUGUUGUACUGCAUGCGCGGUACGGUAGCGCUCUGAGGUCCUGGGUUCGAAUCACGAGUCAGGCAAGGUGAUAUCGUUGGGUUUUUCUGCUCAAUAUCAGCCCGGAGUCUAGAAUUUGUGCUCGAUAUGGCAAUCGGCUCGCCCCCUAUCACAUCAUGGGACGGAACACACUUGGCGAAAAGUGGGUGCCGUGGUUGCGCCUCUGCGUACCUCUUCGGGGAUAAAUGCUUGAUUAAUGUAUUAUUUUUUUUGCGUAUAUGUUUACGUGCAAGCAUAAACUGCUAUGUGUUGAAGAUUCCUCGGCUAUCAAUACAUACUGUCGCACUCUUAAUAAAAUAAUGACCCAUUCCAAAAUUGCCAAUUUAUGGGAAUCGUCAAACAACCAAUUUCUGUUUGCGACCUUUUAGUUUUUUCACGUUUUUUUUUUUCAUGUUAUAGUGUUCAUUUUUACCCAUCUUUAAUAAGCUCAAUUUUAUAGGAACUUCAAAAAAAAAGUAGCAAACAAAAAUUUGUUGUCCGACGACUGCCACAAAUUAUCAACUUUGAAAUAGGUCAUUAUUUUAUUAAGAGUGCGCUGUAUACUAUCACACUGCUCGACACGAGCCUCUUCUACGAGUGGUUAGGCCUUAGUCCACCACGCUGAUCUAGUGCAGGUUGGUAGACUUCACAUACCUUCGAAAUUCUUAUGAAGAAUUCAUAGGUAUGUAGGAUUCACUGUUACAUAUGAAGGGAGAAAUGUUAUUCGAUGGUUAAAAUAUAAAUAUCAAUUACCUCGAAAUAUAAAUUAAAUUAAUUUUUGAUAACACUUAAUAGUUUUGAAAUGGAUAAUGAUAUUUAUAUUUUCACUUUACUUAAAACCGUCAUACUCCAACUAGAUCAUUUUGCAGAUGAGAUAUUUUUCUUGGGGACCGUCUUGUUGUUUUUGAAAAGUACGCAUUAACUUCACUUUGUUUAUUAUAGACGGGCAUUUAAACAUUGCGUUACUAAAUGAAACCACAUAAUUAUCUUCUUGAAAAUAACACUUUACAAUAAGAAUACACGCACUGUAGUUGUAAAACAAAAGAGUAAGUUACGCACAAAAUAAUGUCGAUAAGAAGUGAUUGUAGUUUUACACUAAUGCCACUAUUCUAAGAGAAUUCGUCGCAGCGACAUCACACUUUCAGUCAGAAAUACAUGCACACACCAAAGCACUAAACUACAACAUAAUAAAAAAGUCAGAAAAGUAAAACCGAAAUUCAUGGUGAUAAUAUUCGUUAUUUAUGGAUGAUAUUUGGCACAAUGUUAGCAGAGGUAAAGACGAGUAUAUGGUUUGCUAACGUAACGGCUAAAGGACCUUGUAUAUAACCUUACCAGGAAAACAAAGACAUGUUGGCGCCGUUUUAAACCUAAUAUUCUCAAUACAAGUUCUAUAUUUUAUCACAAUGGCGCGCUAUUUUAUUUUGCUGGUCAGACUAUAGUGCAAGUUUUUUUUAUAUAUUCAGUAGACUGAGCUAAGAGAUAGCCUUAACGGCAUAUCCUGUAUAUAAAGGCGGCAGUUUCCUAUUUUGGACAGUACUCGGUAAUAUACACAUCUAACUGUGGAACAUGGAGUUUCGGCUAGUAACAAAACUUUACACAGAUGAUGCUUACGAACAUAACUGGUGGUAAUUCUUCCAUAUGUGAGAGUCCGCCUGGAUAGGUACUACCGGUGUCUAUUUCUGCCGCCAAGCAGCAGUGUGUAGUCACUGUUGUGUUCCGGUUUAAAAGACAUUGUAAUCAGUGUAACUACUGGACAUAAUGAGACUUAUCAUCUCAUGUCUCAGGAUGGCGAGCGCAGUGGAAUACCAAACAAUACUUUGUAAUUCAAAGUGUUGGAUGGUGUUUCUGCUAUUUAUAGGCGGUCAUAUCGCUUACUAUCAGGCGAACGGUGAGCUCUUCUCGACUUUCAAAGCAAUAAAAAAACUGGUAUCUCUUUCUGAAAACAAUGUGCUAUAUUUAUUGCCGAGUAUCUUUAGUUCUAUGUGUAAUUUUCACUGCAGAGUACUGUAUAGAAUGUUGCUUGAUAUAAAAAUUAUAUAUAAGCUAUUGUCACUAUACUUAAGAGUUAUUGUUAUAUUUUAAGAAAUAAAAGCGAUUAUAAUUAAUAUUUGUAGUUCCUUAUGUUGGCUAUCAGUAGCUGACAUUUGUAAUGUUGCAUUAGAUUCCUCGGAGCUCGCAUGCGGACUGUAUUUUAUUCAGGGAAUGAAGGGACAAAAAAUAAAUGUAGGUUCCGGAAACAGGAUAUAGUUAACUCCUUUAUUAAAUUAUAUUUUUGCUGUACACCUUCUGCUGGAUUCCCGAGACCCGCCAUCUUGCGGUUAUUAUAUUUUAACCAGCCAAUCAACAAAGGAAGCCUAAACAUUCAGCCUACAAGUCUACCGUCCUGUCAAUCUGGCCGCAGACUAUAAAAUGUAAUAAUAUCGUAUUCAAAAAAAUACUUUAGAAUUAAACUAACAUCAUAACAUCUUAAUAGUAAAUAUGUAACUACUUAUUAGAGUUACAAGUUAUAAAGGUCAUUUCAUCCACGAAGACUCGCCCCACCACUUUUUAAGCGGGUUGUCGCGGGGUAAGCGCCUGGUCCAAGCUCCUACCUCGACGUUAUCUAUCGUAGUGUGCGUGUGCACUCAUGCUGCUCACGGACACUGUAAGUACAUUGUCACGGGUUAGACUGAGGUGUUGCUUGUCCAAAAAGUCAAAGUUACAACAUCUAUCUACAUUUUACAAUCAUAUAAUUAUUUUUAUAUUUGCUUUUGUCGGUCCGAUCUACGCAGAAUGAGCUGUGUCAAGAAGUCAAAAAAUAUAUUGUAUGUUUAAAGUUUAGACAAAAUAAAAAUGAACUAUGCAUAAUAUAGUUUUAUACUAGUUUUGGUGGCGUAUUGCGUGCGCUGUUCGACACCGCUCUGAGGAUCUGAGUCUAAAUCCCAGGUCCGUCAAUGAUAUUUGGGUUUCCUAUUUAGUGUCAUCAUCUCGCAAUCUGUUAAUAUACUGAUGCGCUAAAAUGCGCUUUAAGAACAUGUAAAUCAAAAUAUGAAUGAAUUAUUUUACAUUGGGGUUUUGUUAUUUCAUGUAGAUAGUAACCAUCGCAUGAGCGCAAAAUUUUUGUAUGACAAUCUUUCCAAUGUCCACGCUAUAUAAUCUUAGAUCCUCUCUUAGAACUCUGGUUGUACUAUUUGAUGACUUGGAUUUACUGUACAGUGAGUUUGUAUUUUAGCUAUGAAAUGUGUAAAUAUUAAUUCAAAUAAAUUAGUUUUAAGUAAA
This is a messenger RNA of Manduca sexta (tobacco hornworm), 5907 nucleotides long. Its product is annotated as nucleolar protein dao-5. The record is from RefSeq and is a predicted model, not a curated record. Lineage: Eukaryota; Metazoa; Arthropoda; Insecta; Lepidoptera; Sphingidae. The transcript has 13 exons. Bases 166 to 1893 code for a protein of 575 amino acids.